AUGAGCGCAGUUGAAGAACGAGUGGCCGAGAAGAGGCAUUUGGAUGAGGAGUCUGAAAAUACCGAAAAUGGUGUCGUUCCGAACAAAGAAGCGAAAUUGGAAAACGGAAAAGAAGCGGUAGUCGAAGAUAAGAAGAAAGUGACAGCGACUUUAUUGAAAGAGAAGAAAGUGAUCGAAGAGACCAAGAACGGUGAUGAGGGAGAGGACGACGAGGGUGAGGCAGAGAAAGAAGAUGGAAAUGUAGAGUCGAGUGGAGAUGAAGACGCCGACGCAGAUGCAGAUAGUGUGGGAGAGGAUGAGGACGACAUCGGUAGCGAGGAAGACGAACAGAGCGCUGGAUCGAGAAAUAAUCUGAUAUUAAUUCCAGGAUCGGGCAUUAACCUGAUGUUACUUCCAGGAUCUGAGGGAGAGAGUGAUGAUGUGGAAGAGGUCGAGGGUGAUGAAGACGGCGAUGACGUAGAAAGUGAGGAAUAA
This is a messenger RNA of Anisakis simplex (herring worm), 474 nucleotides long. NCBI's taxonomy places the organism in Eukaryota, Metazoa, Nematoda, Chromadorea, Rhabditida, Anisakidae. The record is from the annotation of a GenBank genome assembly.